This is a messenger RNA of Myiozetetes cayanensis, 844 nucleotides long. It is a transcript of the gene MIP, whose product is annotated as major intrinsic protein of lens fiber. The coding region runs from base 23 to 844 and encodes 273 amino acids. The record is from RefSeq and is a predicted model, not a curated record. NCBI's taxonomy places the organism in Eukaryota, Metazoa, Chordata, Aves, Passeriformes, Tyrannidae. Gene Ontology annotation, molecular function: water channel activity. The transcript is spliced from 4 exons. Gene Ontology annotation, biological process: transmembrane transport. Gene Ontology annotation, cellular component: apical plasma membrane; plasma membrane.
UGGAGGGCAGCGGGGCCAGGCCAUGCGGGAGCUGCGCUCGUCCUCCUUCUGGAGGGCCAUCCUGGCCGAGUUCCUGGGCAGCCUCCUCUAUGCCCUGCUGGGGCUGGGGGCCUCCCUGCGCUGGGCCCCGGGCCCCCCCAGCGUCGUGGGGUCUGCCCUGGCCUUCGGGCUGGCCCAGGCCACCGUGGUGCAGGCGCUGGGCCACGUCAGCGGCGGCCACGUCAACCCGGCCGUCACGCUGGCCUUCCUGAUGGUCUCGCAGCUCUCCCUGCCCCGCGCCGUGGGCUACCUGCUGGCCCAGGUGCUGGGCGCGCUGGCCGGGGCCGGGGUGCUCUACGGGGUGACCCCGGGCCCCGUCCGCGGCACCCUCGGCCUCAGCGCGCUUCACCCUGGUGUGGGCCCAGGCCAGGGCACGGUGGUGGAGGUGCUCCUGACAGCCCAGUUCGUCCUCUGCGUCCUCGCCAGCUUCGACGACCGUCACGACGGGCGCCCAAGCAUGGCUGCCGUGCCCGUCGGCUUCUCCCUCGCCCUCGGCCACCUCUUCGGGAUCCACUACACGGGCGCCGGCAUGAACCCCGCUCGCUCCUUCGCCCCCGCCGUCAUCACCCGCAACUUCGCCAACCACUGGGUGUACUGGGCGGGCCCGCUGCUGGGCGCGGCGCUGGGCGCGGUGCUGUACGAGUUCGCGCUGUGCCCGCGGCCGCGCAGCCUGGCCGAGCGCCUGGCCGCCCUCAAGGGAGAGCCGCCCGCCGCCGCCGUCACCGCCGCCGUCACCGCCGCCGCCGCCGAGCCGCCGCCCGAGUCGCCGGCGGAGCCGCUGGAGCUGAAGACGCAGGGGCUGUAA